Molecule: messenger RNA, 1669 nt
Organism: Zeugodacus cucurbitae (melon fly)
Lineage: Eukaryota; Metazoa; Arthropoda; Insecta; Diptera; Tephritidae
Gene: GatB
Product: glutamyl-tRNA(Gln) amidotransferase subunit B, mitochondrial
Exons: 9
Coding region: 88-1650 (520 amino acids)
Biological process (GO): mitochondrial translation; glutaminyl-tRNAGln biosynthesis via transamidation
Molecular function (GO): glutaminyl-tRNA synthase (glutamine-hydrolyzing) activity
Source: RefSeq, a predicted model, not a curated record
CUCUUAUCUGUCAACCGGUGUUAUAUGACAAAUUCCAAAACCACUCAAUUCGUUUUGCUAUUGUUUUUUUGGUAAACAAUAUACAUAAUGUACAAAAAACUAAUAUUAAGUAGAAGCUGUUCUAGAGGAUUUUCUAGUCAAAUACAAACAGCUAAAGCUAAUUUAAAAAAUUGGAAAAGUGUUGUCGGCUUAGAAGUACAUGCACAAUUGCUUACCGAUUCAAAACUAUUUUCUGGUAGCAGCAAUGAAUUUGGAGCGCCGCUCAAUUCAGCGGUUUCAUAUUUCGAUGCUUCUUUACCAGGCACAUUACCGGCACUCAACAAGAGAUGCGUAGAAAUUGGUGUAAAGACAGCUAUUGCACUUGGUUGUCGGGUCAACGAAGUAUCUAUGUUUGACCGUAAACAUUAUUUUUAUGCAGACUUGCCGGUUGGCUAUCAAAUCACUCAACAAAGGGCAGCUCUAGCAAAUGAUGGCGAGUUGAUAUUUCCGGUUAUUGUACCCGGAAAGAAAACAUACUAUAAGAAGGCACGUCUACUACAAUUACAAUUGGAACAGGACAGUGGUAAAUCUUUGCACGACGAAGAAUUAAAGAGAAGUCUCGUCGAUCUUAAUCGUGCCGGUGCACCACUUAUAGAACUAGUGUUUGCACCAGAUUUAGAAACUGGUGAGGAAGCAGCAUCAUUAGUAAAGGAAUUGAUAUUAAUCUUAAAGUCGCUGCGUUCAUGUUCGUGCAAAAUGGAAGAGGGCGCACUUCGUGUUGAUGCUAACAUCUCCAUUCACCAGAGUGGCGAACCGUUUGGUGUGCGGACUGAAGUGAAAAAUAUUGGCUCAGUUCGCAGCAUCUCUCAAGCAAUCACUUUCGAAAUACAACGGCAGUUUGAAGUUGUUUCAAAUGGUGGUGUUAUUACGAAUGAAACGCGUUCAUGGGACGCAACAACACGUUCUACAGUGCCUAUGCGUGAUAAAGAAGUUUUGCAAGAUUAUCGUUUCAUGCCGGAACCUAAUUUACCACCCUUACGUUUAAAUAUGUCUGCAACUGACUCUACCGAUAACGAUGUCAUAUCUGUAGCGUCAAUCAGUAGAGAUAUACCUGAGCUACCAGAGGAUACGCGUUCAAAUCUAAUACAAAAUUAUCAGCUAAGUCAGGAUGUUGCCGUCAUUUUGGUGAAUGAGACUAGAUUGUUAGAAUACUUUUUGAGCAUAAUGAAGCAUGUUCCUGGCAUACCGGCGAAACUUAUUACAAACUUUUUAAUAAAUGAUCUACUGACAUUUUGCAACAAAGCAAAUGUGGACGUCGAAGACUGUCAACUUAGCUAUACCCACCUUGAAGAUAUUCUUACAGCGCUUCAUGCCGGCACAAUAAAUUUACAAGCUGGGCGAGAGCUUAUUGAAAUCAUUCAUGAGGAUCCAGCACAAGAAGUGAAAACGCUUAUAAAAGAACGAAAACUGGAACAAAUUACUGAUGAAAAAGUAAUCGAUCAAUUUUGCCGGCAGGCGAUUGAGCAACACGCACAAGCUCUAAAGCAAUAUAAAAGUGGUAAAAAGAAGGCUCUAUUCGCUAUUGUGGGCGAAGUGUCCAAAUUGUCUAAACAAAAGGCUAACAUGAAAAUGGUCGUCACUCAGCUGGAAAAGAUAUUAAAGUCAGAAUAAAGUGAAAAAAAAAUUUAUA